GUGAAGCAUGGAAUCGAUGCGAGGAAGCGUCGUUCGAGGGAGGCUUCGUUGGCUUUGGAGUCAAAUUUAGGAGAAUCAGGAGAAAUACAUGAUACUGGAGGUGCAAGAAGUGCUACUGGUGAACCCACCAAUGCAACUGGAGGUACAACAAAAAGCACAGCAGCAGAUCCAUCCUCCUCCAUAGUGGCUGCGGCUUCAUCAUCUUCUUCUUCCUCGACCGCAAAUGGUGGCAUCCCUUUACCUUCUCCUGUUCCUCCUGUUGUAUCGCCAAUUAUGUCGGGUUUGAGCAAAAUAUUACUAGAGGAUGAAGACGAAGGUUUUCGUUUUGUCUGCCAGGACUGUGGCAGGCAAUACCAAAGUCGCUCUACCUACCAGGCUCACAGAAAAAAGGAACACGGGGUGUGGCUAGGAAAAUACUCUUGCAGUCUUUGUCCCGCAGCAUUCAAACAUCGCGGCUCACUUCAGCGUCAUCUCAUACUGCACGAGCAAGGGAAAGUAGACGAGAACGGACUGGGAGUAGUACAGAGAAACAAAGUGAAUGCUUCUUCUUUAACUGCUUCUUCCUCUUCAGUAAAGAGGACAUCUUCAACAGUUGAAAAUAGCAUCAUCAUGAAGAAAAACCUCAAGUCCAAAGCUGCUGCAACAACAAUCACUGGACAAGAACAGGAUCUUCAACAUCAAAAUCAGGAUCACCCACUCGUCUCCGCUGAACAACUCCCUAGAAAGCGAAAAAACCCAGAGCUGGAUCAUUCGUCGCUUUCUCUAGAGGAAUUCUUCAGUGAUUUCAGCGGACAUGAAUGGCUUCCUGAACCAGAUGAACAUCCUCAGAAGACUUCCUCUCAGGACGUUUUUUUGCUUAAUGAACCAGAUAAGAGGACUUCUCGCGAACAUAGUACUAGAGGAGCGUCGGUAAGUCGCGGAGCCGCCAGUUCGACGCGAGCAGAGAGCAAAGAACGUGGUAGAAGCACUAGUAGGGACAACCUCGAUGAUGUAGAUCUCGAUGUUGACAUGCUGAUGUCUGACGGGGAUGUUGCGGGAGAAGAUACAGACCACCUGCACCUAGAUGAACAACUACACCAGGAAAUUCUAUCGGAACAGGAAGAAGAAAUGAAAAUAAGAGGGGAGGAGGAGGACGAAGAUGCUGACAUUAUAGCUGAAGACGACAUAGUACCUGAAGAUGAUGACCUAGUACCUGAAGACGCUGACAACCUAGAUCUCUUUGCUGCGCCACAAAUAGUCAAAAAGAAGACGGGACCAGCACCGAAGAAGCAGGCUGACCAAGCGAGAGAUCAGAAACGACAGAAAAUCGCAAGUCUGCCAGAUCUCUUUGCAGAAUCAGCAGGGAUUUGGGGAUAGAUUUGUGACACGUCUAGACUUGUGAUUUCGUCGCGACUGAUCGUGAUUUCAUGUUCUUCUAAUGGUUCAAUUUUCCAAAUACAUGAAUUCUACUUCCCUUCCACACAGCACCAACUGACCCCAUUUCCAUUCGAUCACUUCGAACCGAGUUUAUCGUUCUUUCAAUAUGUUCUCCUCCUGACGCCACAGGAUCAUUAUCGAC
Molecule: messenger RNA, 1558 nt
Organism: Amoebophrya sp. A25
Lineage: Eukaryota; Dinophyceae; Syndiniales; Amoebophryaceae
Source: the annotation of a GenBank genome assembly